Molecule: messenger RNA, 1341 nt
Organism: Apus apus (common swift)
Lineage: Eukaryota; Metazoa; Chordata; Aves; Apodiformes; Apodidae
Gene: SMIM24
Product: small integral membrane protein 24
Exons: 7
Source: RefSeq, a predicted model, not a curated record
CUUGGCCCCAGGUGCAGAGAGCAGUCCCUGCCCUCAGCCUGGCAGUGGGGAGGAGAGGAGCCCACCUGGGGGUGCAGGACCUGACCAUGCCCCAGCCUGCUGCCAGCCUCUGCCCCAAAAUGGUGAGGGGCUCACAGCCCCUCUCGCUCCUGCUUCUGCUCAUCCUUGUCACCACCGUCCAGGGACAGGCUGGCACCGGCCCCAAGGAGCUGCAGCCCUGGCUCAUUGGCCUCACGGCUGUCGUUGUCUUCCUCUUCAUCGUCUUCGUGCUCCUCCUGGCCAACCGGCUCUGGCGGGUCAGGAUGCGCAGGAAGCAGAACGGCCUCCAGGAGACCCCGGGGAUCAGCAGGCUGGAGCGCACUGGCCGUGUCAACCCGGCGGCUGAGAAGGAGAGCGACGAGGAGAGCGACGGCGCGGAGCGGAGCAAAGCAAAAUCUGGAUUUUUUGGCUGUGUCGGGACCCCGCUCAGCAGUUGGUGCAGCAGGGAACAGGCAAAGGGACAGCGGGAGGGGACAUUGUCCUGCGGGACUCGGCCCGUUCCCUGCGGCACCGGCCGGACCCCCGAAGAUGAAGCCGAUGGGGAUGGAGCUGUGCCCGGAUGCCUGGGUUCCCCCGACCACUACGCGGGGGAUGGAGCUCUGACCCGGGGGGGGAGCGGGGAAGGGGAAAAAAAAAAAAAAAAGGAAAACAAAUAAAAAGAAUAGAAAAGAAAAAGAAGAGAGAGAGGCAAAGCAAAGGGGGGGGCGCGACCCCCCCGGCCCCCCCGAGCGGCUAUUGCAUAUUCCGAUGUGUUGGCGCAGAGGAUGCGUCGCUAUUACCAACUGGAAGACGUUUCCGAAAGGGGGGGGGAAAAUCUCUUAAAAAAUAGCAAUAAUAAAAAUAAUAAUAAUCAUCAUUGAGAGAAAAGGGACUUUUCCGGCCGAGAAGAAGCCAUGCAGGAGGCGAGGGGGGGGCGGCCGCCCCCGGCCCCCCCGGCCCCCCGGGAGCCCCGGGCAUGCAGCGACUCCCUCGCACUGAUAUCGGGUCCGGUAAUACUUAGUCUCCGAAGGCAAAGGCACAUCAUGUGGUAGAAAAUUUCGUGCAAAUUAGGAAAACAUGAAUUAUUUUUUUCUUUUCUUUUUUUUUUUACGGCUUUUUUUUUUCCUUUUCUACAGAUUUUUUCCUUUUUUUUUUUCCUUUUUUUUUUUGUUUGAUUUUUUUUUUUUGUCGGUCAUUUUUUUUUGUUUGUUUCUCUGUUGCUGAAGGGGGGGAAGGUCGAGCCGGUUAAUACAGUCUGCCAUGCACAGCAUCAGCCAGCCGCGGCUGGGUUGAGCCAGGUCACCAGAUCCUGUUAAAGCACCA